Schistosoma turkestanicum is the source of this 1984-nucleotide messenger RNA. The record is from the annotation of a GenBank genome assembly. Lineage: Eukaryota; Metazoa; Platyhelminthes; Trematoda; Strigeidida; Schistosomatidae.
AUGCCGAUGUCACGCAAAGCACAAGAUCCAUUACAAAAAGCAAUACCUAGAAAUCCAAAAUAUGAAAAUAUUCAACCAACAAUUGAUACAGGUUCAAGUUUAUCAAAAUACUUGAAGAAAAUGGAAGAGAUUCGUGAAAAUUAUAAAAUGAAAGAUAAUGAAAUUUUUAAACGAAUCAAAAUUCCAACAUUUGUUCAAUUAAUUUUACAAAUAGCUGAAGUACAACAAAAAAAUCAUGAUACAAACAAACAUGAUUCAUUAAAUGCAUCAAUCAAUGAAGUUGACAAUCGUAUUAAUGAUAAUGAGAAAACAAAUGGUGAUGGUUCCACACAUACCAAUUCGGAUCCACCUUUAACUGAAAGAUCUACACUUGAAAGCCUUGUUACUGGUGUUGGAGAGUUCGAUGUGUGUUUUGGUCAGUCACGUUCAAAAAUCCCAGAUACAAACGAUAAAGCUAAUUCAUUACUCGACAGUCCAUAUUUAUUACUUGAUGUAAGGGAUCGAGAUGAUUAUGAUACAUGUCAUAUUAUAACAGCUCGUAAUUAUCCAAUUGCAAUGUUAUCACGUAGUGUUAAUUUUGAAACGAAUGAAAUGUUAGCAUAUCGUAAUCAACCUGAUCAUAUUAUAAUUGUAUAUGAUGAAGAUGAACGUUUAGCACCAAGAGCUGCGACUACAUUAGUACAAAGAGGUUAUUGUAAUUUAUUUAUGUUAUCGGGUGGAUUAAAAGUAGCAUGGAAAUUAUUUCCAAAAGGUUUAAUUAUUGGUAAAAUACCAUUAUCGAUUGUAUAUGCAUUGAAAUUACAUUUAAGAAAUCGAUUAUCCUCUAGACCAUUAUCUCAUCAAAAUUCUCAACCAUCCAAUUCAUCAAUUUCAUCUUUUUCAUUAGAUCAUCGAAAUACUACUACUAAUAAUCAUAAUAAUAAUAAUAAUGCCUCAUUAAUGUAUUGUGCAUUAGGAACACGUGAUAAUUUACAAGGAAUUGAAGAAUUUCUACCGGAAGAUAUUGUUCAAUUAACAUUAAUAUUAGAAAAAGGUUUUGAUGAUGGAUCUUCAACUCGAUCAAAUUAUACACGUUGUAGUAGUUCGUCUACAUGUCAUUCAGCAGUAAUAAAUGGUAGAAAACCAUUUCGUUAAAACAAGUACAGAAAUAAAUAAUAACAAAAAUGUAAUACAACAAGUAUUCAAAGAAUAAUAACAUUUAUUCUAUUAACAAUAGAAUAAUGAUACUGUGAUAAAAAAAAGACUAAAGUUUGUUUUUGUAAUUUUUCUUCUAACCAGUGAAACCAUAACAAACGAUUAUUGUUUUCAAUUGUUUGUGUGCGUGUGUGUGUGAAUAUGAAGAGAAUUUAAUCGUGACGAGUGUAGUUUUAUUUGUGUGAAUGAUAAAAAUGCAUUAAUUAUGUAAUUAUUCUUAUGUAUCUCUCUCUCACUCUCUUUAAAAAUGACAAACAUAAUACAAAGAAACCAUAUGAAUAAAAAAAUACAAUAUUUAAUUAAAAAUAAAAAUUCAUUUUGUUUGUUGUCAUUACAACUUGAUUUCUUUUAAAUAGCGGCGAUUGAUUACUUCUAACCAUCUUCGUUCAUUCACCCACUCACUCAUUCAUUCAUUCAUUCAGUUCACGUGUUAAAGUAUCAUUUCUUUCCUUUCCUUUCCCUUCCCUAUUCAAUUAACAAGUUCAUCUUCUUUUUCAAUUAUUAUUAUUCUUUUACCGGUCAUUGUAUUAUUUUCAAGUUUUUCUUUUUUAAUUGGUUACAUUUUACUUUGUAAAUUGUUUGUUUGUCCAGUAAAACAAACAUCUACAUCUCCAUCACAUUCUUCUCUCUUUUACAUACAUGGUGAUUCAAUUUUGACAUUGUUUUAAUUGGUUGAUUCUAUUUGAAACAAAUCAUAUCUUUUAUUAUUGUUUUGAAAGUAUGUCAUGCUUUAUUAUUGACCUGAAACAAUAAUAAAUAAAGAAGAAUAAAAUAAAAGUAAAUCAAUUUU